Aptenodytes forsteri (emperor penguin) is the source of this 2529-nucleotide messenger RNA. It is a transcript of the gene IFNAR2, whose product is annotated as interferon alpha and beta receptor subunit 2. The transcript is spliced from 9 exons. Bases 286 to 1812 code for a protein of 508 amino acids. The record is from RefSeq and is a predicted model, not a curated record. Lineage: Eukaryota; Metazoa; Chordata; Aves; Sphenisciformes; Spheniscidae. Gene Ontology annotation, molecular function: interleukin-22 receptor activity; protein binding.
UGUUUUCUGCUGUACUGAUGUGGAGCUUUUCUGAAAUACAAGCCAGUGACUCUCAAAACUUCAAAGCCUACCUUUUUUCUGAUUGGAAGCAAAUACAAAACAACCCAGCCUGACCUCCAGUUAAAAAUGAGCUGCUACUGAAGAUGAUGUGGAAGUGUGGAGCUGAGUUUUGAAAGCGCUGGGGGCUUCAGGCAGCUCCCAGGAGAGUUACUGUGAGGCCAGGCUGAUAAGGUACAGAAGCAAAAUGUUUAUUUUACAAUCAGUAGCCUGUAUUUCUUAAUCACUAUGGAAACACUGAUGCAUGGACCAAUGCAUUUUUAUCAGCUUGUGUAUAUCAGCGUUCUGUCUACAGCUUGUUGUUGCAGCUUGUCUGAAAGAUUUCUGGGAGAGCCACCUCACGACCUGCAAAUGAAAUCUUGCAAUUUUCAGCACAUUUUGUCCUGGCAGGCAAAAAGUGAUCCAGCUGUGCCAACAUACUAUCGCGUGCUGUACACUGACCGCAGGAACUGGAAGACUGCUAAACAAUGUUCAAAUAUUACACAACUCUCCUGUAAUCUGACAGAUGAUUUUAACAAUACUUUCCUUGACUAUUCUACAUUGGUUCAGAGCUUCAUAGGAACUGAAGUAUUCAAUUCUUCUGUGCUUCAUUUUACACCAUUUACAGACACAUACCUGGGACCACCAGAAGUUAAUAUCAGUUCCUGUCUAAACUGCAUAAAUGUCACCAUAAAGCUGCCAACCUCUCACUUCAGAGAAAAUGAAAAGCUACUGUCUUUAAUUGAUAUAUAUGAAGAGCUUGAUUAUGGUAUAACACUGAAAACACUUGAUGGAGAGCAUAAGAGGCCACGUAAGAAAACCACUGAAGAAGUUUUUAGUACUGUCAUUGAAGAAUUGUAUCCAAAUAGAAAUUACUGUGUGUCUGUUAUGCUCACUGCAUCUCUAAACCAACGUUCCAUCCCAUCAGCCUGGAAAUGUAUAACUGCAGAUUCUGUAGCUCAACAAGAUUAUCAUGCAAUUGCAAUCGUAGGUGCUAUAUGUGUUUCACUGCUGUUAGCCAGUGCUCUGAAGUGUAUGCAUGCAGGAGGUUAUAUUCUUCAAGACAAAUCACUUCCACAUAACUUGGUGUUCAUCAGGAUGUUGGCCUAUUCACCUUGGACAUCGGAAUCUGAAGACAUAGCCUCUGUAGAGAUCAUUUACAAAGAGGUUAAAAAAAAGGCAAAUGAAUCCAGCAGUGGUGUCAGUGAUGAAGAUGACAGUGAUGACAGUGACAGCAGUGCCAUAAGUAAUCAUUACUACACAGGGCGUGAUAUCAUAAGUAGAGUACCUCAUUCCUCUGACACGCCAAAUGUAUUCGUGCAGUGCUCAACAGAUAGCACAUGUGACAACAGCGGCAGCCAGGCAAGUGAAAAUCCAGACGCUGACCCAGAAGAUUUUGAAGAGCAUGAGACGGACGUUGAAGAAGACAAAGAUGCGAGUAGUGAGUUACUUAAUCCUUUCUCUGAGGUAAAUUGUAACUAUUCUUCUAGGCGAAGGAACAGUGCUUGCUUUACCAUUAACUUGAAAAGUGUGCUGUUGGGAGCCCUCGAAGAGAAUGUGGAUGGUUCUGCAGCUCUUCUCUCUUCCCGGGAAGAUGCAAUUGACUGGCAGUGUACUCGUGCUUUUCAAUCAAAACUCCUGGGUGACGCAGAAAGCGUGCAGAAACCACGUUGUCGUAACAGCUCUCAUGAAUGGCAAAAUUCCUCUUGUUCUUCUGAUGAAAGCGACUCAUCAGUUUCAGAUACGGACCAAAAAACUGAAUACAUAAGAAGAUGAGUAAGUGAGAACCACUGUUAUUUUAUAAUACACGAAUUGAUAUUGUCCAGCUUUAUUUCUGGACUUAACAUACAGAAGAUCUUGUCUUUUUCUUUCUUUAACAUUCUGUGAGUAUAUGCCUGAACACUGAAAAUACGCAACAGUCAUUUUUAACGAAUACUUCUCUCGUCUCUCCAGGUUGCUGCAGGUACAGUUCAGGCUGGAUUCUCCACAGAGAAACAAAAAUGACUGUUCAGAUGCAGCAGAAAGAGUAGCUAUUUCAUGCCACGGUUUGAUAAGGACUUACACCUUUCAGCUGUUAGAAAGUAAAUCUUUUCUGUAACUCAAGUGAGAAGUUAGUUUGGGGUGCAGGGAGUUGUGAGUGGCUGGUCUCUCAACCAGACCGCUUUUUUAAUUUGAAAGGACUCUGCUGUUGUUCUUUAGCUCUGUUGAUGGAUUACUCUGAAACCUGUUUUGCUGGAUGGAUUGCUGUAUUCAAGUCAGUGAACUGAUUUCUACGUCUCUGCAGAGAAAGCUGAUCAAGUGAAAUAAUGGGGGAGGCAGAGAGAAGAAUACUCAGCUUACAAAAGAGUUCUCCUUACUGUGAAUCAAGGCAUUAAAUACACCUUUUCAUAUUUUUUUUAUAUAACGUCAUGCAUGUAGUAUUGAAUUCUACACUUUUAAAAAAUUUUUUUAUGACAUGUAAACGUUACUGCAGUGUACAGUUAUACUUUAACA